AUGUAUUGGCCUGGAGAAGCAUGUGAUGGAAAAGAAUGUAGUCUUCCUCUUGGUACAACCAAUAUCGAAGAAAAUUUCUUUUUACAUGGUUUGUGGCCACAACUGAACGCAAAUCAAAAUUUAUUUUGUUGUUUUUAUCAUAACACCAUCGAAAAUAUAGAAGAACAGAUGAUGAAAGAUGAUGAACUCAAAAUUGAUAUUUUGAAUAACUUCAUGUCAAUAGAAAAGUGCAGAUUUGCUGGAUAUCAAUUUGAAAAACAUGGAACGUGUGCACUUGGAGAAUACAAUGGAGAGAAUGGAGCAUUGAAUUAUUUCAAGGUAUCCAUUGAAUUGUACAAGAGAUUUAACAUAUGGACAAUUUUCAAAGAAAGUGAUUUAAGAGUCAAAACAAACAAACUGAUUGAUAUCAAUGAACUUAAAAAAGUUGUUGAAGGAGUUUAUGGUGCAAAACCAAGUUUUGUUUAUAAAGAAAAAAUAUAUGUCAAUGAACUUAGAAUUU
Entamoeba invadens IP1 is the source of this 499-nucleotide messenger RNA. RefSeq names its product ribonuclease T2 family protein. Gene Ontology annotation, cellular component: extracellular region. The record is from RefSeq and is a predicted model, not a curated record. The annotation marks the transcript as partial. Lineage: Eukaryota; Evosea; Mastigamoebida; Endamoebidae. The transcript has a single exon. Gene Ontology annotation, biological process: RNA catabolic process. Gene Ontology annotation, molecular function: RNA binding; ribonuclease T2 activity.